UGCCUCUGGGGGGCCCCCCAAGGCAGUGGGGCCCCCAGACAACUGUCUCCCCCUGCCCUAUCGUUGUUACGCGCCUGUCUGAUAGAGACCCCCUGCCUGCGUCCUUGGAGAAGCUGCUACCAGUCUGUGUAGACAAUACUGAACUAGAUGGACCAAUGGUCUGACUUGGUAUUGCUUCUACUCAUCAUUGGGUCAAGUCUCAGAUGUCAUCCCAUUACAUCCCAAGUGAUUAAGAAGAUGCUUUCCAAGAGUUCACCCUUGCCCACAUUCUCAUAAUGAAGGUGAUAUGAGAACCAGAAGUGCAUAUGUGUAUGGUUGUUACAUGGUCACAACACUUCUAUUUGGAUCCUCUAUGAACACAUGUAACUGGACAACUGGGCAACCAUCAAACAUUGAGAGAACAAGGAUGUUCUCCCCUCCUCCUGCGCCAUGCUGAUUACCAGCUAUGCCUGCAGCAGCAGCACUACUACCACUACCAAGACUCAAGAAAGAGAAGAAAGCCAUGCCGGAGGUGAUGCCUCCAGUCCUGAGGUGCUUAUAUGUGUGGAUCAAAAGAAGGAGGAAGCUAUGCCUUCGGAAGGAGAGAAAUCUCCUGAGGCAGAAAACAACAACAAUAAGAAAAGUAAAGCUGGAGCCUCUCAGGAUUCUCAACCUUCACCUCUGGCUCUGCUGGCAGCAACUUGCAGCAAAAUAGGGACCCCUGGUGAGAAUCAAGCAACUGGACAACAGAUUAUUAUAGAUCCAAGUCAAGGUUUGGUGCAGCUUCAAAAUCAACCACAGCAAUUAGAGUUAGUAACUACUCAGCUUGCUGGGAAUGCUUGGCAGCUUGUUGCUGCUACUGCUCCUCCUGCUUCAAAAGAGAAUAAUGUCCAGCAAGCAUCCUCUGUUGCUUCAAGUGCAGCAAGUCCCUCCAGCAGCAACAAUGGAAAUGCAUCUCCUUCAAAAACAAAACCAAGCAAUUCUUCUGGAGCAACUCCAGGACAAUUUCAAGUCAUACAAGUACAGAAUCCAGGUGGUAGUGUUCAGUACCAAGUGAUUCCACAGAUACAGACAACGGAAGGUCAACAAAUUCAGAUAAAUCCUACUAAUGCCACAGCUCUGCAAGAUUUACAGGGUCAAAUUCAGCUCAUCCCUGCAGGGAAUAAUCAAGCUAUUAUUACAACUACAAAUAGGACAGCUUCUGGGAAUAUUAUUGCUCAGAACUUGGCAAAUCAAACUGUUCCAGUCCAGAUUAGGCCUGGUGUUUCCAUUCCAUUGCAGCUGCCUAUUGCUGGUCCUCAGGCACAAGUUGUAACAUCAUUGCCUAUAAACAUUGGGGGAGUGACUCUAGCAUUACCUGUAAUAAAUGUUGCCACUGGUGGUAGUUCUGGACAGGUUACCCAACCCACUGAUAGUGGAGUUUCCAAUGGAAAUCAGCUACUAUCAACACCUGUCACAACAGCGGCUGUUAGUACUAUGCCAGAUUCUCCUUCGUCUUCUUCCACUUGCACAACUACUGCCUCCACAUUGCUAACAAGUAGUGAAAAUUUAAGUACUGCAGAAACGGGCCAGUAUGCAAGCACAGCAAACAGUUCUGAGCCUACUAAUGAGGAACCUCAAACAACCACAUCGGAGACAGACACUCAGAGCUCUAGUCAGCUUCAAUCUAAUGGACUACAAAAUGUGCAGGAUCAGUCAAACUCGCUGCAGCAGGUGCAAAUAGUAAGUCAGCCUAUUCUGCAGCAGAUUCAGAUCCAACAACCACAGCAGCAGAUCAUUCAGGCUAUUUCUCCACAGUCUUUUCAGCUUCAGUCAGGACAAACUAUUCAGACCAUUCAGCAACAGCCUUUGCAAAAUGUUCAACUGCAAGCGGUGAGUCCAACUCAAGUGCUCAUAAGAGCACCAACUUUAACCCCAUCAGGACAGAUCAGCUGGCAGACAGUGCAGGUCCAGAAUCUUCAAAGCCUUUCCAAUCUUCAAGUUCAAAAUGCUGGGUUACCUCAGCAACUAACUAUUACCCCAGUAUCUUCAAGUGGUGGUACUAUAGCUCAAAUAGCACCAGUAGCUGUUGCUGGUACACCAAUAACGUUAAAUGCUGCCCAGAUUGCAUCAGUGCCUAAUCUUCAGACAGUAAGCGUAGCCAACUUGAGUGCUGCAGGUGUUCAAGUGCAAGGAGUUCCCGUCACCAUUACUAGUGUUGCAGGUCAACAACAAGGACAGGAUGGAGGAGUGAAAGUGCAGCAAGCCACAAUAGCUCCUGUAACUGUAGCAGUAGGAGGCCUUGCUAAUGCAGCAAUUGGUGCUGUUAGUCCUGAUCAGAUAACUCAGGUGCAGUUGCAACAAGCCCAGCAAGCUUCUGAUCAAGAAGUGCAGCCUGGCAAAAGGUUAAGAAGAGUUGCUUGUUCGUGCCCUAAUUGCAGAGAAGGAGAAGGAAGAGGCAGUAAUGAACCAGGAAAAAAGAAACAACACAUCUGCCAUAUUGAAGGUUGUGGGAAAGUAUAUGGGAAAACAUCUCAUCUCCGGGCACACCUUCGCUGGCAUACUGGAGAAAGGCCAUUUGUAUGCAAUUGGAUCUUCUGUGGGAAAAGAUUUACAAGAAGUGAUGAACUUCAAAGACAUAGGCGAACUCACACAGGUGAGAAAAGAUUUGAAUGCCCAGAGUGUUCUAAAAGAUUUAUGCGAAGUGACCAUCUCUCCAAGCAUGUGAAAACCCAUCAGAACAAGAAGGGUGGAGGAACAGCCCUCGCUAUUGUUACCUCUGGUGAAUUGGACUCUUCAGUUACUGAGGUUCUUGGAUCUCCAAGGAUUGUCACAGUUGCAGCAAUUUCUCAAGAUUCAAACCCAGCAACUCCUACUGUUUCAACAAACAUGGAGGAAUUUUGAAGGAACAUUAUAUAAAUGCCUAGAGCUGCACUUAAGUUUACAUACCUUUCAAGAUACGGAAGUGGGCUGUUAAAAGUGUAUUACAGAGCAGGAAAUCAUGUAACCAGUCUUGAUUUCUGUAAGUAUUCCAAGUUGGACGAUUAGCACAGGAAGUGUACAUUGUACAACAAAACACAAUUUUCAAAAAUGAAAAUAUGACCAACUGUCAUGGAUAAAUUAUGGAUAAAACAGAUGAGGAAAAUAUUGCUUCCACACUGUACUGGUUUAUGUAGUUCUAUUUCACAUAAAGGAUUUUAAAUUGGAUUUCUUGUUCUCUUUUAACAUUAUAUGUUAAUGUUUGUUGUAGCAACAAACAAUACAAAUAUGCAACAGUGUGGCUGUUGGUUAGGUUUGUUUUCACAUGAAGGCCUCUGGUAUUUUCUUGGGAACUUUCUUUCUGCAAAAGGCUUAACAAAAUGCAUAAUAAUCUGGUGAAGAUUAAAACUGGAGGUUUUUUGUUUGUGGAAUAUAUAUAUAUUAUUUGGCCAUCUUUGCUCAGUUUUAAAAAAAUAAUUCAGAUGGCAGCAUGUGCAAUAUGGCUGCUUGUGGGUCUGAGGUACAUCUCAGAUAGUUUUGGCCACUACAUUAUAGUAGUGUGUAUAAAUGACAAUCAGUAAACACAGAUUAUUCUCUUUCUAGGAGAGAUAAGAGAUCUGUAGAGCCAGUAUAUACUGUAGCAAAUAUUGAAUCUUAGAAAUAUAUUGACUUAUGGUUUUAAUUAAUUUCUAUGUAAAAGUAAAAUAUGGGAACCUAUGUGACAAGUCCUAUAGCUUAUUUCAUCCCAUUUCAAGUUAGUUCAGUUACGAAACUUGUAACUUCAAUAUUUAAAUUUUACUAGAAUACUUGGAAAUGAUGGGAUGUAGGUUUUGUAGAGCUUAUGCACCACUGUCAGGUUUUUGUCAAUAUCAAAUAUUGUGUUUAACGUACUGAAUUCUUUAGACUUUGACAUAACAGCCAAAGAAAAGGAUGAAUAACUUCAACCAAAAGUGUAACUGAAUUAAUCUAUUUUUUCUGUCCCUAUGAAAAAUAAUGGCUGAGACCAAGAGCUAAUAUAGACCCACCCAAAAAUUCCAGUAAGAUUUUUGACUUUUUACAGCAGACAUUUUUUUGCCAUAUAACAAAACUGUUUUGGAAAGCCUUCUCCAUUUCAAAAUUGCCUUUCUGUGUGGCAUAGAGGGAACAGAACUAGUUGCAAGAAUUUGGGGUGGGGGGCGGGAUCUCAGCCAGAAUUUUACAUUUUCCCUCAAUUUUUCCUUUAGAUAGGCCUGUAAAGAGUUAUUUUCAGUAAUAUCUUAUUUGAUCAAUUUUGAUUCUUCAGGUACAAUACAUAUUAGAAAAAUAUAGUUGCUUUAUCUCAGUAGAGAUAAGUGAUCGUUGUUUUCAAUAUGUAUUUCUUUAAAACAGCACAGUUCAAAGAGUCCAGUUUAUUCUCUGUCCCUGAUCCAGCUCUGGUUACAGACAACUAGUUGGCCACAAUAGCUAGUGGCCCUCUGUAGGCAUUGUGCAUUCCCAUGUGCAUCAGAAAUGACACAAAGCCAAACUCUGGGGUCCAGAUGAACAUUACAAUGUGUGAGUAAGGAUGCACAUCCAUAUGAACACCUGCAUAUAUAUUGGCUACACGUGUGAAAAGUUGUUUGCAUGCAGUUCUCCCAUGCUGGACUGGAGUAUCUGCGUGCAAAUUUGAGUCCACAGCAGCAGUAUGGCCAAAUAUAUUUGGAUUUCUAAACAUUUCCCAUAGACAUAAACAUUACAUUUUGUAAAUCUACCUGACUGGAAAAUAUCACAUGACUGUCUGGUUUUUAUAUUUUUCCAUCAAAAUAUUUUGGUGGUUUUACUUCAAGUACAGUGCAAGAAGUUAACACUUUUCCUUUUAAAAUGAUCAUUUCUGUUGGGAGCUGUUUGAGCCUCUGAACAAAUACAUUUUUAUAUUCUUAUACAAGGAUCAGUUUUGUGGCAUUGCAUGCAUUUUUAAAGACAAAUAUCUAGUGAUAAUUGUUUGUACUGUGUACACUUUAGGGAUGCCCUGUGUAGUUAAAUAUGAAGCUGAAAGUCUUUUAUACUUUCAGUGUACAUAUAUAGCAAAGAAAACAAUUUUACACUGUGGUUAUAAAUUUCAAGUUUCUUAAACCUUUUGUAGAGACUUAAAAUUUUAAAUUUUAGUUGAAUUUUAAAAAUAUUAUUUUGUAUAUUUUAUUUAAAGGUUCUCAGCUGAUGUAUCUGGCUUUAAUACAUCAGAAAAUUAGAUUAUGCAUUUAAUUCAGAUGGCUAUUAGGUAAUGCUAAUUAAUUUUAUUGCAAUUGAACUGAAACAUCAAAUAUAUAUUUUAUCAUAAUGCUUCACAAUCAGUGCUAUAAAACUUAGUUUAGCAAAUUAAAUUUCCUUAUAGAAUCAUGUUUAAUUAGAAAUAUAACAUUUUUGUAAAUUGAAGGUGUGUACUCUGCACAACUGUUAGAUAUUUUUGCAUACUUAUGUAUGCAGAUAUGAAAUUGAAAUUAUUUUUUAAUCUGCAGCAAAUCCCUAUUACAAGUGUAUCAAAAUCUGAUUGCCAUAACAGAAUCUAAUAUAGAUUAAUCUAUAUUAGCAGGUGCACUUAUUACUCCUGGAAUUAGAAACAUUUUGAUAGUCUGUUCUGCAUACCAUUCUGAGUCCACUUUUCAGUCUUAGAAGGAUCGUAAAUUUCAGUGUCCUUUAUUUGACUCAGUGGGAUAUAACUGUUGUACGUAAUAGGGCACAGAUGUGCAGUAGUAGCUUGUUUAAAUGGUAUUUCCCUGUUCAUUCCCUUUGCAACCAUUAUAAAAUUUUGCUUUAUCGUAAUUAUCAGUGCAAAGUGUAUUUAUCAUGGUAGAGCUCCAGUGUUGGAAUAGUUCUUUUUUUUUUUUUGCUUUGUUCUUUCCUCUUUGGUUUUUCCUUUACAAUUUUCUUUCUUGGGAUAGGGUUGUGAAUGUGUUUCCUGAAUACAUUAGAAAUUGAUGUUAAGUCAUUAUUUAUCACACUGUUUCAUGAGAGAAGUAAUAAAAGUGUGUAAUCUAGGAGAAAAAAGUUUAUUUGUCAAACUUAGAUAAGCAUGAUGUUUGGGUCCUAUUUUUCAAUUUUAUAACUUUUAUUGCAACAAUAUUUGUAUUUAAGUCUCCAUUUCUAAUGCCUUGUGAUUUUUUUUUAAUGCAUGUCACUAAAUUGUCAUCACACACAAAUUGUUGUGCUGCAUAGGGUGUUAAAUCUACAUAAUGAUUUUGAAACAGAGAAAUAGUUGGUGGUAAAAUUGUAAAUGUUUUGCAGAAAAUCCUUAUAAAGAGUUUUGUAGUAAUAUUUCACUUGUACAUUUUUUUGUAAGAAAAUGAAAAGGAAAAAAAAAGAAAAGAAAAAGAGGAAGAAACACCCAUUCUGGAAUCUACAAAUUAAUUCUGCCAGCAAAGCCUCUAAGGCAUUAAUUUUUACUAUGCUAAUUUGUAUAAAUUUUGUGUGUUUUUGUGGAUUUGAAACUAAAACUGUGUAGACGUUGUUGCCUGCAAUAACAUUUUGCAAGUAACCUAUUAAAAUUCUUGAGUUUAAAUGUA
This is a messenger RNA of Hemicordylus capensis (graceful crag lizard), 6455 nucleotides long. It is a transcript of the gene SP4, whose product is annotated as Sp4 transcription factor. The transcript has 10 exons. The record is from RefSeq and is a predicted model, not a curated record. Bases 430 to 2862 code for a protein of 810 amino acids. NCBI's taxonomy places the organism in Eukaryota, Metazoa, Chordata, Lepidosauria, Squamata, Cordylidae.